CCUUCCCAGCGUCCGGGGGAGGGGGGUAGCGGGGUCGUUCCUGGUGGUCGCCUCGCCCCCUCCGCAGCCAGAGCCGGAAGACGCCCCCGGCCCGGCCGCCACGUGGGGCGAGGGGCGGGGCCGCUGCGUUAUAGUUGCUGACCACCAUGAGCUGGAGUUUCUUGACACGGCUACUAGAGGAAAUCCACAACCACUCCACAUUCGUUGGGAAGAUCUGGCUGACCGUCCUGAUUGUCUUCCGCAUCGUGCUCACCGCUGUGGGAGGAGAAUCCAUCUACUACGACGAGCAGAGCAAGUUUGUGUGCACUAAUCGAAAGCAGCCAGGGUGCGAGAAUGUUUGCUACGACGCAUUUGCCCCGCUCUCGCACGUGCGGUUCUGGGUCUUCCAGAUCAUCCUGGUCUCCACGCCCUCGGUGAUGUACCUGGGCUACGCCAUUCACAUUGCCCGGAUGGACCCGGAGAGGAAGAUCCGAGCAAGUUCUCUUCCCACGCGCUACCGGACCAGGUGGUAGCACCGGGCUUAGAAGAGUAGCGGAGGGACUAAUUCUCAUCAAUGGCAGCACCUACCGAUGAUACCCGAGAUUGAGCUGAGAGCGAGAGGGAGAAUAAGGAAACCCUACCGGGUUAAAAGCUCGCUAACGCACGGCAGGCGGCAGAUUCGGGAAGACGGGCUCAUGAAGAUUUACAUAUUGCAACUCCUGAGCAGGACUAUGUUUGAAAUCGGCUUCCUCGUGGGGCAGUACUUCCUCUUCGGGUUUGAAGUCAGCCCCAAGUUCAUUUGUACGAGGCAGCCGUGUCCGCACAAGAUAGACUGCCUACUUCAAGCUGCUUCAUCGAAAACCAUCUUCCUUGCUCAUCAUGUAACGGCGCGGAGCUGUUUAUGUUUCCUUCUGGAACGCCUGGGAAAUGGGCUUCACUUGGGUUUUGGGGACCAUCCAGACACGCUGGAACAAUAAACGGAAGGGAGUUAAAGUUACUCGGGAACCUACAGUUACCCGUUUACUUGGAAUACACCCUCUGCCCCUCCGGGCUACAACAUUGCAGUGAAACCAGACCAGAUCCAGUACACAGAGCUGUCGAAUGCCAAAAUGGCCUACAAACAGAACAAGGCCAACAUUGCACAAGAACGGCAGUAUGGUAGCAAUGAAGAAAACUAUUCCCAAUCUGGAGAAACCUCCAGUUUAGAAAUAAAGUCAGCUCAGGAACGCCUGGACCUCGCUUAUCCAGGCUCUACACAUAACCAAAACAACCCCCUCCCACUCCAAGGAGAAGAGGCCCAAAGCCAGCGCCUCAACAAGAGCAGUGGGAGUAGCCGGUCAGGGAGGGGAAAAACCGCCUCGAUUUGAUUUACCGGGACUCUUCGACGGAAUGAUUCGGUCUUUUACCCCCGUAGUUUAUGGUUACUCACAGACUUGUCCUGUAAGGACUUCGGUUAAAUAAAUAUUUGGUUUUGUUUAACUUCAGGGAUAACUUUGGCUGCCAAUCCAGGGUGCUGGGUGAGAAGAGCAGCUCCGCUCCCGUCCUGACGUUUCUAGGACAUUUAUACUUGUUUCUUCCAGAGAAGACCCCGGGUUUAUUUUUUAAAAAUGGUUUACACUGUAUGUACAGAGUUGUGGUACAUUUUAUUAUGCACAAUUUUUGUAUUUGUACAUUGGAACUCUCCAGUUACACUUUUUUAUAUUAAAAACAAGCAUAAGAGGUGACUUCGGGAA
This is a messenger RNA of Sphaerodactylus townsendi, 1712 nucleotides long. It is a transcript of the gene GJC1, whose product is annotated as gap junction protein gamma 1. Lineage: Eukaryota; Metazoa; Chordata; Lepidosauria; Squamata; Sphaerodactylidae. Gene Ontology annotation, biological process: cell communication. Gene Ontology annotation, cellular component: connexin complex. The record is from RefSeq and is a predicted model, not a curated record.